Molecule: messenger RNA, 3149 nt
Organism: Amphiprion ocellaris (clown anemonefish)
Lineage: Eukaryota; Metazoa; Chordata; Actinopteri; Pomacentridae
Gene: tspan17
Product: tetraspanin 17
Exons: 8
Coding region: 496-1308 (270 amino acids)
Biological process (GO): regulation of vascular endothelial growth factor signaling pathway; protein maturation; protein localization to plasma membrane
Cellular component (GO): membrane
Source: RefSeq, a predicted model, not a curated record
GGUUUGACAGCAGGGGCUUGUUUUACAGCACAAAACAACAAGGAUGAAGACCACAAGCGACGGAGCAGUAACACAGACAGCAUUAGGGAGGUUUAGCUGAAAAAAGACACCAGUUUAACCUCGAUCUUUGGGUGUUUGCAGCGAAACCGACACCCGGCAACUUGGAUAUCGACUCAACUGCGGAUGACUGUCUGUGCCUUUAGUUAAGUGCCCCUGGAUUUGUUGUUAUUAGCCGCUAAUGCUAACUGUAGAAGUUGCGAGCUAGCUGGCCUAGCAAGCUAAUGGUUAACGCGAGAAAGAAAGGGAUAAUUAGCCACACAUGUUUGAUUUAACCGACUCAGCGCUGUCCGGACAGUAAAGUCGGGAUUGUUUAUCUAAUGGAGCCAGCUAACAUUGAUUUUAGUCGUUCAAGAAGUGUAGCUUUGGCUGAGCUUUUGAAGUACCAGUCGUAGUAGUUACCUAGCUUGCCAGUUAGCCUCCACUAUCCUUGGCAGAAUGACUAGGAAACACCAUCAUUUUAAAGGAGCCGAAGUCAGCUGCUGCGUGAAAUACUUCUUAUUUGGAUUCAACAUUAUAUUCUGGUUACUAGGAGCAGCAUUCUUGGCCAUAGGCCUGUGGGCAUGGGCAGAGAAGGGUGUGCUGUCCAAUCUGUCAUCCAUCACAGAUCUAGGGGGCUUCGACCCCGUGUGGCUCUUCAUCGUCGUAGGAGGGGUCAUGUUCGUCCUGGGCUUUGCUGGCUGCAUCGGAGCUCUCCGAGAGAACACUUUCCUGCUUAAAUUUUUUUCCGUGUUCCUGGGUUUGAUCUUCUUCUUGGAGCUGACUGCGGGGAUCCUCGCCUUCGUCUUUAAAGACUGGAUCAAAGACCAGCUUAACUUUUUCAUCAACAAUAAUGUCAAGGCCUACCGCGAUGAUAUCGACUUGCAAAAUCUCAUCGACUUUGCCCAGGAAUAUUGGUCAUGCUGUGGAGCACAUGGGCCCGACGACUGGAAUCUGAACAUCUACUUCAACUGCACUGACAAGAAUCCCAGUAGGGAACGCUGUGGAGUCCCUUUCUCCUGCUGCGUCAAAGACCCUGCAGAGGAUGUCAUCAACACGCAAUGUGGUUAUGAUGUUCGGCUUCAAGGGGAGCUGAACCGGCAGAAAUACAUCUAUACUAAGGGCUGUGUGGGGCAGUUUGAGAAGUGGCUUCAAGACAACCUGAUAAUUGUAGCUGGAAUCUUUGUUGGAAUUGCACUUUUACAGAUUUUUGGUAUCUGCCUUGCUCAAAACCUGGUGAGUGAUGUCAAAGCUGUCAAAGCCAACUGGUGACAGGAAAAGUGAAGUGGGGCAGCCCCACCCACCGAGCCUCGCCAAGUCAACACAGCACACGAACAGACCCGUCCGGCUGAGGACGGAGAGCCAGCGUCUCCUGUCUACUUUGCCACUGAGCUAAGCAGCACAUACACACUCUCACACUUGCAUAUGUGCAGACGUUUGUCAGUGACACUUGAAAGGGGGGAAGAAGUGAUUCCACCCAAACCAGUCAAAACUUUGUUUACCACUCAGCUGGGACUUUAACCCAAAUAUGCAGAGGACAGUCCUGCCUACUUCAGUUAGAUUCUUUUUUUUUUUCGCCCCGUUUCCACUGAGUUUUGUUGUUUGGACAAAUAUAUUUAUGGCACGCAGUUGCACAACGACUCCUGUCAACUGGGAGAUUGGAAGCCAUGGAUGAAAGGAAGAGACAACAACAGCAAGACUAAACAAAACAAAGGAAAAGUGACAGUAAAUCUCUUUUUUUUUUUUUAGGUCAGAUGACAUGCUGUCACAGAGCCUUGUCCCUCUCCUCCUAAAAACAGCCUGUUUUUAAUGCGCUUAUUCCCACUUCCAGCUCCAGAGGACUGUAGCUAGCUGGCCGGCCGGCUAAUAAACACAUGGAUUCCUCUGCAUCAUUUUUCUCCAUCGUGACCUUUUACGACCACUGAAAAAAAACCUCACAACACUGGCUGGUCAUGUCUGCAACUUCGAGUCAUUACAGGAGAUUUACAUUAUAAUUUUAAAUGUUUAAACAAAAAGUGCCAUUAAUUUCCAGUGAUAUUUCUGACUUCUCUCUGUUCUCUAUAUGUCAUUUCUGCCCCCCGCCCCCCCUCAAUACCUCAGGGCCUGGCCAAAAAUAUGUGCUUUCUGCCAUUGGUUAGAAGCAUGUCUGUUUUUUUCCAUCCAUGUCUGUUGAAUUUAGAUGGACUAACUUAAUGCAGAAAAACAGUGACAGCUCCUUGAAAGUCAUCCUGUUUUCCCUGUGGUGAUUGUAUUAUCUCCUGAUUCACUGAAGGAUGUUGUUGUAUUACAUGGAAUGGCCUGGUGUGGCUGGGGUGGUAGAUCUGUGCUACACAGGGGAAAGAGUUUAAUGAUAGAGAUUGUUGCUUAUCUCUAAGCAUCCCUUCAGGCACACGGGAUUGCUGGUUUGGGGCCUUUUUACUUGACUUAUGCUACCACAUUUGUCUUAUAUUUUUGUCGUCCACUUAAGAGAAAUAUCUGUUGUUGAAGAUGUCCUGUAUUCAUCCAUUAUUUCUUUUCCUCUUAUAGACUCAUAUAUUCUUGGUUUAUUGUUUGACCACCAGGCACCUGUUUUACCUCUAACUCAUCAGUCAGCUGCAAAAUAGCUCCUUAUUGUUGAUGUUGUUAGCAGUCCUAAUGGAGACCAAAUAAUAUCAGCUGGCCAUGAGCUGACUGCCAAGGUUUUGUCUUGCUACAAUUCUGAUUUUAUUAGGAAUGCCAACAAUAGCAAUUAGCAUUUCUAGAUAGCCAAAAUGUGAAUUUAUUGUCCCUUUAUGUGGGAAGUGCCAGUUGAACUGAGAAAUCAAACAAUAAUUAAAAAUGUUACAGUAUCGCUUUUAUCUUUAUUUCAAUGCUGUGUCUUUUUGUUUGGAACGGUUUUUUAAAUAGAAUAGCAAAUACAUUCUGUUACCUUUUUGAUAUUAGCAACAAUCUCAAUAUAACAUGAAUGCUGCUUUAACUUUGUCUAGAUAUUGAUAUGUAGUACAGUAAUCGAGCUGAACAAAAAGUCUCACACGAUGGCAUUUGAAAAAAAAACUGCAGUGUUUUUCUUGUUUUGCAGGCUGAGGAAAUAUCCUGAUUACUUGUUAAUUUUAAAGUGUACACAUUGUACUCGG